AUGUCUGCUAGGGCAAGUGUUCAGCGCAAGCCCAUCACGCUUGCAAAGAAGGCCGAGAUAUUGUCUGAUGUAAAAGCCGGCAAAGCCUCGAAAACUGAGAUUGCACGGAAGUAUGGAAUUGCAAAGAGCACGUUGGCAGGAAUCAUUAAGAACGAGGCACGAGUAACCGCCGCGUUCAACGAUGGCGAGUUUGCGCCGAAACGGAAGAAGAUGCGGACUGCGGCAAACAAGGAUUUAGAAGAUGUUCUCCUGGCUUGGAUCCAGCGAGCUAGAAGUGCAAAUCUGCCUGUCAACGGUGUUGUACUGAAAGCAAAGGCAGAAGAAGUUGCCCUCCGGAUGAACUUAAAAUUCUCGUGUAGUGACGGGUGGCUUGACCGUUUCCGCAAAAGGCACGGGCUGGUUUUUCGGUCGAUCGUCGGUGAGUCCGCCGCCGUUGAUGAAGCGACAUGCAACGACUGGAGGCUAACGAAGCUCAAGGAUCUUCUACGGGAAUAUAACCCCAGGGACAUCUACAACGUGGACGAGACUGCCGUUUUUUAUCAGAUGCUCCCGCAGAAGACGCUCGGCCCUUGCUGGUGA
This is a messenger RNA of Dermacentor silvarum, 579 nucleotides long. Its product is annotated as tigger transposable element-derived protein 4-like. Bases 1 to 579 code for a protein of 192 amino acids. Gene Ontology annotation, cellular component: nucleus. The transcript has a single exon. Gene Ontology annotation, molecular function: DNA binding. NCBI's taxonomy places the organism in Eukaryota, Metazoa, Arthropoda, Arachnida, Ixodida, Ixodidae. The record is from RefSeq and is a predicted model, not a curated record.